Molecule: messenger RNA, 648 nt
Organism: Gamsiella multidivaricata
Lineage: Eukaryota; Fungi; Mortierellomycota; Mortierellomycetes; Mortierellales; Mortierellaceae
Exons: 1
Coding region: 300-596 (98 amino acids)
Source: RefSeq, a predicted model, not a curated record
AGUUGCUUUGUGGAGAAAUAGAGUUGUCCGUCAGUGCAGCUCUGCAGCUCUAUGGCUCACACACAGCCUCGUUGUUAGGUUUUGUUUACACAAGGCGCGUAUGAUACUGCAUGGAGUCCCAAUUUUCGAACAAAGGCACUGUUUUUUUUUGUUUUUUUAUGCUAGAGAUGUCUAUCGAUUGUUCCUGGCUGCUGAACACCUCAAUGCGCACAUUGUAAGGCUUGCACCGUCAAGCUUGCACCGUCCAUGAUGCCCUAGCUAUUGAUUGACUACAGCGCACUGUGGUAACCAAUACACACAUGCGCGCCACAAAAAACCAAAUAAAAGAGGACAUGUCCAGCCUGGAUGUUUACAGACGGUCCACAGAAUAUCAUCCUCACCCAUCCAGAAAAACAGAUCCACCACUCACCAGAAAUGCCAAUAUGCCAACGUGCUAUACAACUUCAAUGCCCAUCUCAAAUCCUUAUUUGCGAAUGACUCUCCCCGCACACACUCAAGCAACUCUACAUAUGCGGACGGACCAAAAGCAGGCAGCUGUACCUUGGACUCAUGCCUUCUGUCAUCGUCAGGACACGAGCACUAGUCGCUUGAAUUAGGAUCAAUCCCACUACGGCUUCCAACAUUAUUUUCAUUUUUUUUCAUUUUUUU